CUUUUUGUUACAGAAUUUCAUGAAUUACCAUUUCAUUUCUAAGUGAGAGCUUAAUUUCCCUUUCUAUUCUUCCUAUCCAAGCACAACAGUUUAAAACAGGAAACAACUGCAUAUGCAAUUUUGGUUAACCUUUGUCUAGUUUCCUUGAAAUUAGGAAAUCAAGAAACUGAAAUUAUGGCUGGAAAGCCCAAGCUGUAUUACUUUGAUGGAAGAGGCAAAAUGGAGUCAAUACGAUGGCUGCUAGCAGCAGCUGGCGUGGAGUUUGAAGAAGAAGUUUUGGAGACAAGAGAGCAAUUUGAGAAGCUGCUUCAAGAUGGAUUCCUGCUCUUUCAGCAAGUGCCUAUGGUAGAAAUAGAUGAGAUGAAGAUGGUGCAGACCCGAGCCAUUCUCCACUACAUUGCAGCAAAACACAACCUCUACGGGAAGGACCUGAAGGAGAGAGCACUAAUUGACAUGUACGUGGAAGGAACAAUGGACCUAAAUGGGUUUAUUUUGCUCUUCCCUUUCUUGUCACCUGAGGAUAAGGAGACACAACUUGCCGUAAUAAUUGAGAAAGCAACGAAAAGAUACUUUCCUGCCUAUGAAAAGGUGCUGAAGGAUCAUGGACAAGAUUUCCUUGUUGGCAACCAGUUCAGUAUGGCUGAUGUAUUCCUGCUCGAAUCUAUUUUAAUGGUGGAAGAAAAGUCCUCCACUGUUCUGACUGAAUUCCCUCAAUUGCAGGCUUUUAAAGCGAGGAUCAGUAACAUACCCACAAUCAAGAAGUUUCUGGAACCAGGAAGCCAGAGGAAACCUGUACCGGAUGAUAAAUAUGUGGAGACUGUGCGAAGAGUUCUCCAGAUGUAUCAUGAUGUGAAAGCGAGUUAGGAUGGCUGCCGAUACGUCGUUCUGUUGACCUCUUCAGAAUUACAAGUCCCAGUGGCUAAUGAUGGUUGUGAGAGGCCCUUAUGAAAUCCAUUCCGAUACAUUAGCGAUGAGAGCAUUCUGUGAUAAUUAAUGGUUAAAUGGGCUGCUAAAGCAGGCUUAGGGUUAGAUGCUAGUGGUAGUUUGUAGCAGUGGGGUACACAAUAUCCAAGGGCUUGAUUCUAAUCAGGGGUGUUGAUUGAGCUUCCUACAUUUCACAAAAGAGUCAUAGAGAGUAUCCUUUUGUACUGAGUGAAGGAGUAUUUUUUUACUUCAGCUACUCAGAUAAAGGAACUUGUUCAAAUGAGAUACUUGGAUAAGACUUUUCUUCCCAGCAGUAUGUUCUGCCAAUGGAAGGGCUUUCUGUACAACUGGCGAAAAAAUUGUGUGCUUUUGAAAGGGAUUCUGCUGCAGAUCUUUCCUUGCUGGUACUUGUAACUCAGCAAAGUUUGGCAAGGUUGUAAAAGCUUUUAAAUAUAACCUCGGGUAAAGGGAAUACAAAUUGUAGGAAAGCCUUAGAAUGAUAUUUGUUGGCAAAUUUCUGUGAAAUCAAAUAUGCAUAGGAGUAGGCUGUAAGGCUUUGUAUUUUAUCUCUCUCCUGGGAUGUUCAUAUUCUUGUAUCACACUGAAUUUAAGUUUGAUUGGGGAAGUUCGAAUACUUAGUACUACUAUUCAUGUGCUGUCUUAUUGCUUCUGCAGGCUGGCAAACCUGUUCCUAAUAAACCAGUCUUAUUCUUCCACAGAAA
This is a messenger RNA of Varanus komodoensis (Komodo dragon), 1646 nucleotides long. RefSeq names its product glutathione S-transferase 3-like. The coding region runs from base 175 to 864 and encodes 229 amino acids. Gene Ontology annotation, molecular function: glutathione transferase activity. Gene Ontology annotation, biological process: xenobiotic metabolic process; glutathione metabolic process. The transcript has 7 exons. NCBI's taxonomy places the organism in Eukaryota, Metazoa, Chordata, Lepidosauria, Squamata, Varanidae. The record is from RefSeq and is a predicted model, not a curated record.